AUGGGUUUGGGAGCCACGCAUUCCACAAGGCGAAGGCGGUGGGGGCAGGCAAAUGUCCAUUUUGCCCAGCCAAACCCUUUCAAGGUCAUCACCACAAUGCAAAUGAAUCUUCGAAGCUUCUGCAGGAAGCGUCUCUGCGUCAGGAUUACCCCUUCUUCACCGCAUAUUACGGCAGCCAAUCACCGAGCUCCCAAUACAGACCCUGGCGCUUCGGGAAACUCUGUAUUAACCAGAAACGAAAAGGUUGAGCCCCCGCCAAGGGGGGGUCCCUUACCUAGCCUCAGGUACCGAAAUACUGUUACAGAAAAGCAUGCUCGGCACAACAAAAUUAAUUACAUAUGCCACCCAACCGAGGGGCCAUCAAGAGGACAAAUUGGAAACCGGAGAGCGGCGAAACGAAAUUACCCGGCUUUGAAUACCCCGUUUUGGCAGCAUGCGGUUUUGUACAUCGGAGAGCCAAAGAGUGGGGUGGGGGGACGCGGUUUUGUCCGCUUUCCCUGCGAAAUCCCAUUCGGACUUGAUUCUGGGGCUUAUUAUGCCACGGACGGGUUCCCCAAGGCGAAGCGGAACUGGGAACAUGCCGUCUUGUGUUCGGCACCAUGUGAUAAUGAGCUAUAA
Paracoccidioides brasiliensis Pb18 is the source of this 618-nucleotide messenger RNA. RefSeq lists its product as uncharacterized. The record is from RefSeq and is a predicted model, not a curated record. The transcript has 2 exons. Bases 1 to 618 code for a protein of 205 amino acids.